Molecule: messenger RNA, 1402 nt
Organism: Babesia bovis T2Bo
Lineage: Eukaryota; Apicomplexa; Aconoidasida; Piroplasmida; Babesiidae
Product: MAC/Perforin domain family protein
Exons: 5
Coding region: 47-1348 (433 amino acids)
Source: RefSeq, a predicted model, not a curated record
UUAAAUUCUAACACAUCUCACAGCCUAUAAGACAGAUGAAAAAAAGAUGAGAUUAUCAUGUGUUUUCUUGCUUUUCAUUGUUAAAAGCAUUGUUGAAUAUGUUGGUAGUAUUACGUUAAAAACGGGAUUAAAGAACGAUGGCGUUUUGAAUGAACAAAAUGAACAUCCCAUUGAGAGUAAGCCUAAUGAUAGUCCUAAACAGAUCGUAAAUCGUGAUACAUCCAGCAAUAAAGGCACGCUUAAUAAACAAUCUGGAACUCUUCCGAAGGGUCCAACAAAUGAGGGAGGUGAUGGAAUGAAAAAGGAGUUGUUACCAUCGAGCGCCAAUGGUAUUGAAGAAAAUGAAAAUCUGGCCGAUGAAGCUGAAACAUGUGAAAUACUCAACAUAGAGACCCCAGUCCAAAGCGUUAAAGGUCUAGAAUACCUUGGUUGUGGCUAUGAUAGCACCAAAUCUAUGCCUUUUGGUGAUGAAGAAAGCUUUCUAGAUAGUGGAUAUACUCAGCCUGUAGUUAAUUUUCAGUGGCCAUGUAGAAACCGCUCAAAGAUAAACCCUAUGCCUAUAGGUGUUUGGAUAAGACAAGAACCAUCCUGUCAUAGAGGACAUGAAAAACGUAUGAUUAAAAAUAAGGAAACAUUGGUAUCUAUACUUUCAGAAGAUGUAGAGUCAUUUCUUGGCAUUGCCAAUUUUGGAGUUAAUUAUGUAAUGCAAAAUAAAGAAAUCGCUGGAAUGGAAGAUAUUGUUAAAAAGCAUAUGUUUGCAUUAAAAUCAAAUUGUGCGAUGUUUACUACAGGUAUGAUAUUGUCUUCAAAAUGGAAUGUUACAAGGGCAUUUGAAAAUGCGACAAAAGAAAUCGAAUCUUACCCUGACAAAGAAAAAUGUGAUACACAAGAAAAAUAUCUUUCAGAUGCUGAAUGUAAAAAUUAUUGUGAACUAUGGAAGAAGUUUUUCAUGAACUAUGGUACACAUGUUAUAUCUCGCAUUACAAUGGGCGGAAAGAUUUUACAAAUGGAUGAAAUGGAAAAUACGGCAAAUGAAAAUGCAGAGUCUAAUGACAAAAAACAUAACAUAUCAGUUAAUGUAGGCGUAUUAAGUGGAUCUUUCAAUUUAAAUAAUACGAAUGAAAAGCAACAAAAGGAAAAGGUGAAAAAGAAAAACGGAAAGUUCUUUAUCAUGGGAGGUGAUACAUUUAUUCCUGUGGACACUCCAGAAGGUUUUCGGGAUUGGGUAGAUAGCAUCAAGGAGAAUUCGAUGCCUAUUAACGUUGAACUUACACCGAUGUCACAAUUUAUGCCAAUAGGUAUAAGAAGACACUAUUGGUUCGCUCUGAAAUCUUAUAGUGGGUCAUAGAUCCGAACUGUGGCAUUAUCAUCAGCAGCAAUAAAAUAAAACAUAUAAUGUAGA